Molecule: messenger RNA, 741 nt
Organism: Metschnikowia bicuspidata var. bicuspidata NRRL YB-4993
Lineage: Eukaryota; Fungi; Ascomycota; Pichiomycetes; Serinales; Metschnikowiaceae
Gene: MAK16
Product: ribosome biosynthesis protein
Exons: 1
Biological process (GO): maturation of 5.8S rRNA; maturation of LSU-rRNA
Cellular component (GO): nucleolus; preribosome, large subunit precursor
Source: RefSeq, a predicted model, not a curated record
UCGGACGAAGUCAUCUGGUCGGUGAUAAACCACUCUUUCUGCUCAUUUAAAAUCCGGCCCGGCAAAGGCCAGGACUUCUGCAGAAAUGAGUACAACGUCAGCGGCUUGUGCGACCGGGAAUCGUGCCCCUUGGCAAACGCCAAGUACGCCACGGUCAAGAACGUGGAGGGUAAGUUAUAUCUAUACAUGAAGACCGCCGAAAGAGCACACAUGCCUGCACAGCUCUGGGAGCGGGUCAAGUUGCUGAAAAACUACUCCAAGGCCAUGGAGCAGCUCGACCACCACUUGCAGUACUGGCUGAAAUUCUUGAUCAACAAGUGCAAGCAGAGAUUGACCAGAUUGACCCAGGUGGCCGUCACGGAAAGGAGACUUGCUUUGCGCGAGGAGGAGAGACACUACGUGGGCGUCAAGCCCAAGGUCAAGAGAAGAGAGGAGAACAGGGAGAGAAAGGCGUUGGCCGCGGCCAGAAUCGAAAAGGCCAUCGAGAAGGAGUUGUUGGACAGAUUGAAGAGUGGCGCCUAUGGCGACAAGCCUUUGAACGUGGACGAGAAGAUCUGGAAGAAGGUCUUGGGCAAGGUCGACGAGCAGGAGCACGAGGAGGAGUUUGACGAAGAUGACGACGUUGUUUUGGAGUCUGGAGACGAGGACGAUUUCGGCGAGGUCGAGUAUGUGGAGGACGACGCCGAGGACGAGUUGGUCGACAUGGAGGACUUGGAAAGAUGGUUGGGAGGUUCAAGCUCC